AUGAACCAGAUUCUGACGUCGCGGCAGGCGGAGGAGUUACACAAGUCUAUGAUCGCAUAUCUCACGUCACAAAACCUCACGAGUAGUGCCACCGCAUUACGAGAAGAAUUGAAUAUAGGUGAGGGGUUUGAUGCCGCAACCAGCAAGAAAUAUGAAGGCCUGUUGGAGAAAAAGUGGACCAGCGUUGUGCGGUUACAGAAGAAGAUAAUGGAGCUGGAAUCCAGAAAUGCAUCUUUGCAGUCUGAAAUCGAUUCUGCGACACCAACGUCGCUUUCGAAGAGGAACCAGGACCCCACAUCAUGGCUUCCCAGAUCACCGGCACGACAUACACUCCAAUCACACCGCGACCCUAUAACUUGUGUGGCAUUUCAUCCUAUCUUUUCGUCCCUCGCAUCUGGUUCAGAAGAUAAUACUAUCAAAAUCUGGGAUUGGGAGUUGGGAGAGUUGGAACGGACUAUUAAAGGGCACACAAGAGCCGUCUUAGACGUCGAUUUCGGUGGACCACGAGGAGGCACUCUACUCGCAUCAUGUUCCAGUGAUCUGACUAUUAAAUUAUGGGACCCUAGUGACGAGUACAAAAAUAUAAGAACCCUUCCUGGGCACGACCAUUCGGUUUCUGCUGUUCGAUUCAUACCUAGUGGUGCAGCCGGUUCUCCUUCGUCUGGAAAUCUUCUUGUUUCUGCUAGUCGGGAUAAAUCAUUACGAAUAUGGGAUGUUUCUACUGGAUACUGUGUUAAAACUAUACGUGGACAUGCAGAUUGGGUUCGCGACGUUGCGCCAUCAUUCGAUGGGAGAUGGCUGUUAUCGGCUGGAAGCGACCAAACUGCAAGAAUAUGGGAUGCAAGCUCAGGAGAGCCAAAAGCGACCUUGGUAGGGCAUGAACAUACGAUUGAGUGCUGUGCAUUUGCGCCCCCAGCCAGCUACGGAUACCUUUCAACACUUGCAGGAUUGAAAAAGCCGCCGCUCUCGAGUAGCUCGGCAGAGUUUGUUGCUACAGGAUCAAGAGACAAGAGUAUAAGGUUAUGGGAUGCCCGUGGUACUCUCAUAAAGACUCUCAUCGGGCAUGACAAUUGGGUUAGGGCAUUGGUCUUUCACCCUGGCGGAAAGUACCUUUUAAGUGCUUCUGACGACUACACUAUACGUUGCUGGGAUUUAUCUCAAGAAGGAAAAAUGGUCAAGAGCUUGGAUAAUGCUCAUGGCCACUUUGUUUGUUGCCUGAGAUGGGCACCUAAUGUGAUUAAGGAUGUGCCAGCAGCGAAUGGGGAAAACGGUUCAACGACAAAUGGGACGAAGAAAGAUGAGGUGGGUAAUGUUGGGAUACGAUGUGUUAUUGCCACUGGAAGUGUGGACUUGAAGGUGCGAGUCUUUGCAUCAUGA
Molecule: messenger RNA, 1377 nt
Organism: Glarea lozoyensis ATCC 20868
Lineage: Eukaryota; Fungi; Ascomycota; Leotiomycetes; Helotiales; Helotiaceae
Product: WD40 repeat-like protein
Exons: 3
Coding region: 1-1377 (458 amino acids)
Molecular function (GO): protein binding
Source: RefSeq, a predicted model, not a curated record